AUGGCCUCCGAUGAAUGCAUAUCAGUGACAACCUCUUCUGGCACCACAUUUCCCUUCCUUAUUCUUGCAGCCUUUUGUGUUACUUUUUCUCAAAGCAUACCAAUUGAAGGGGACCACUAUGAACAUGCAGCAAUAUUGGAUGCAGCACCUAUUGCAGCUCAUGUAGAACAACCAGCAUAUCCCAAAUACGCCUUUCACUAUGGUGUUAAAGAUCACCAAACGGGAGAUAUCAAGUCGCAGGCUGAAGAACGUGAUGGUGAUGUAGUUAGAGGUCAAUACUCUCUGGUGGAACCUGAUGGGUCAGUACGUACUGUGAACUAUCACGCGGACGAUAUACACGGAUUCAAUGCUGUUGUUCAUAAGUCGGAUCCUGCUGGUCACUCAGGUGACGCGGCUCCUUUAUAUAACCAUGCUUUACUGGAUCAUUACUGA
Molecule: messenger RNA, 432 nt
Organism: Stomoxys calcitrans (stable fly)
Lineage: Eukaryota; Metazoa; Arthropoda; Insecta; Diptera; Muscidae
Product: cuticle protein 8-like
Exons: 3
Coding region: 1-432 (143 amino acids)
Cellular component (GO): extracellular matrix
Source: RefSeq, a predicted model, not a curated record